CGUAGCGGGUCUGUCAUCGAAACCCUAGGCUCCUACCCGGAUCCUAGCUGUGACAACGGUUCUACUCUCUCAUUUGAUUUCGAUAAGUUCAUACCGAAAUACAUCUUCCGGGGUCUAGCCAAGGAAUUGAACGGCGACAGCGACUUGUCAAGGAGCAUAAUUCAUCGUGUUUUGACUGAAUCUCAACGGAGAGACUUGCCGCAGGGGCAACCGCUGCUCAUCACCGUUCUUGUGGAAUCGACACGCAAAGUGUAUUUGGAAAGGGAGGAGAUGUGUGCCAUCAGUCUUGACGAUUUUGAGAGCAAACCCAUGAGCAUGUUGCCCGGUUGUCUCCAUCAGUUUCAUAGAGAAUGUCUUGAUGAAUGGAUUAAACGAAGAGGCCAUGACUCUUGCCCUCUCUGCCGCCAUCCUGUUGAUUUUUAA
Molecule: messenger RNA, 423 nt
Organism: Eruca vesicaria subsp. sativa (arugula)
Lineage: Eukaryota; Viridiplantae; Streptophyta; Magnoliopsida; Brassicales; Brassicaceae
Source: the annotation of a GenBank genome assembly